Molecule: messenger RNA, 10533 nt
Organism: Mercenaria mercenaria
Lineage: Eukaryota; Metazoa; Mollusca; Bivalvia; Venerida; Veneridae
Product: alpha/beta hydrolase domain-containing protein 17B-like
Exons: 2
Coding region: 266-1132 (288 amino acids)
Biological process (GO): protein depalmitoylation
Cellular component (GO): plasma membrane; endosome membrane
Molecular function (GO): palmitoyl-(protein) hydrolase activity
Source: RefSeq, a predicted model, not a curated record
CACUGUUACAGAGAGUGUUCAAUUUAAACUCAGUAUAUUCAGCAAUAUUAUUUGAAAAAUAUAAAUGCCUAAAUUGAAUUUAAAAUACUCUGAAAAUUACUUCCGGAAAAUGACGUCACCGGAAAAAAGAAAGGAAAGUUAUUCAUCGAUUUUGGGAGAGGUUCAAUGACCAUGUUAUAAUGAGUGUUCUAAUGAUAUCUCGUGAUUGAAAUCAGUUGGAUCUUCCACUACAUAUCUUUGACAAUCGAAAACCACCAACAUAACAAUGAACGGGCUUUCAAUUAGUGAACUUUGUUGCCUAUUUUGCUGCCCACCAUGUCCGUCGAAAAUCGCAGCAAAACUGGCAUUUCUUCCACCAGAACCAACAUAUUCUCUGGUUCAGGAUGAAACAGGGUCACGGUACAGCUUUCAUCUCACAGACAGAGCUGAAUGGCAAUACACCCAAAGAGAAUUAGACUGUAUAGAAGUGUUUCAGACAAGAACAUCGAAGGGAAAUCGUAUUUCGUGUAUGUUUGCUAGAUGUUCACCAAAUGCCAAGUUCACAAUGUUAUUUAGUCAUGGGAAUGCUGUUGAUCUCGGACAAAUGAGCAGCUUUUAUAUUGGACUUGGCAGCCGUAUAAAUUGUAAUAUAUUUAGCUUUGAUUAUUCAGGUUACGGUACAAGUACGGGAAAGCCUUCGGAGAAAAAUCUCUAUGCAGACAUAGAUGCUGCUUGGCAAGCUUUACGGACUAGAUAUGGCAUAAGCCCACAAAAUAUCAUUCUAUAUGGACAAAGUAUAGGGACAGUGCCAACAGUAGAUCUAGCAUCACGAUACGAAGUAGCAGCAGUUGUGUUGCACUCUCCAUUAAUGUCUGGAAUGAGAGUUGCCUUUCCUGAGACAAAGAGGACAUGGUUUUUUGAUGCCUUCCCAAGCAUCGACAAAGUGCAAAAGAUUACAUCACCUGUGCUUGUUAUUCAUGGAACAGAAGAUGAAGUGAUUGACUUUUCUCACGGACUAGCUAUACAUGAGAGGUGCCCUCGAACUGUAGAACCGCUUUGGGUUGAGGGUGCUGGUCACAAUGACGUUGAACUUUAUGGGCAAUAUCUUGAACGUCUUAAACAGUUCAUAAGUGUUGAUCUAGCGAUGAAUUGACGAGACGAGCAGGAAGUAGACAAAGACAGCUCAAAUAUAGCACAUCUGGAUGUUGUGACAGAAGCAGAAACUCUUCUGUGAAAGAAAAGUGAGACUGACCUCUAUAAGCCAGUAUAGCAGUAAUACUAAAUAGCAAAUCCUAAAACCUUGUGAUAAUGUCAUCCAAUGUGAAAAAUGCACUCUUUCUAAUACCGCAUGGAUUUUAUACAUCAGUUGAACUUUCAUGAUUAAAUGAAGACUUUUUUUCUUUUUUUGCUAGAACCCAUUCCCUUCCUUGAUUAGUCAUUGUUGGUGGCAAUGUGAAAAGCUGACAUACUUCACUAGACUUUUGUAUUACUGAUACGACUGUUGGAGAUAUUUUAAUUUUCAGACACUCUAGCUUUUAAUAAUGUAAGCUAGAAAGUUUUUCGAUUGUUUUUGCCAGAAUUAUGAUAAAUAAUUCUAUCCUAAAGUAGUGAAUUAUAUCACCCUAGUCUUUGAAGUUUUCGUAGUUACAACAAAGUUUGCUUACAUAAGUUACAAAGCUUGUAUAAAUAAUUUUUUGAACAUUUUAUGAAUGGCCUAACUUUCAUAUAUUGUUUUAAUUAUAUUUUUCCACUCAACGAAUUGCACAAUUAUGGUCUCAUUCAGUGACUAUUUCAAAUACAUAUCAAAAGCCAAAUAAAAAGAUCAUUUAAAAAAUAAAGGUGCAUUGCUUUAAUCAACAAAUUUUACAGUUCAGCUGAACAAUGAAGGUGCUGAUUGCCAAAUAAUGAUUAAAUGAAGAAACUUCAGUCUUAAAUCUGUAUUGCAUCCUGAUACCAUUUUGUUCAUAAUAAAUAUGAUUCAUGUGAAAAAUUUCCAAUUCUCAUGACAAAAAUAAUUGAUAGUCCCAGGUUGUAUCAUUGGCAGAGUGACAGCAUAUCAAAUAGUUAGAAGCGUAUGAAAGAUAUAUCAAGCUGAUGGUGCUGUUGUCACAGUCCAGGCAGGGUUUGCACAGACCUUGAAAAGUCCUUGAAUAUGACUGUAGUCCUUGAAAAUAGCUUUAAAGCCUCCAAAAAAUUGAAAUGAGUUGUUUUUCUUUUUGGCUUGGGGUGUGAAUGCUUGUAUUUUACCCAAGACUGAUAAAAACCUACUUUGUGAAGAGAAUAAAUUUAAGAAGGUAUAGAAAAGAAUGAAGUUAGUUUCAAACUUUGAAAGAAAUGUAGUCGGAUAUUACUGAUUCCGGUAGUAGUAUGCACAGGGAACAGUCAUAAGUAGGGGUCUAAGUACACCUAGACAACAUUUUGAGUAGAAGUCUUAUGACUGCAUUUUAUAAAUCUCAACUUACAAUUUUUGCUAUUAAAUAGGGUUUGUUGGAUAAAGGUGUUAGGACUAAGAUUUCAAAAAAAUGGUUACAAAAUGUACUAAUAGACCUUGAAAGGUAAAACUGUAGGUUUUGUCUUAGUUGUUCUGCAUAUACUCAAAAUUUGAGGUUUUAUACAAGUAUUUCUUCCACUUCCAUUAUUUCUGCUUUUUUUUUUUUAAAGUUUAUUGCAGGUAAGGAAGGAACCGAUAAUGAUAGUGAAAAGAUGAAAAUAUAAAGAACCUGUGAUAGAACUAAGAAAUAUUUCAAUGUUCUUAGAAGGGUUCGCAAAUUGGAGCUUCUUAUAUUCUAGGUUAUUAAUCUUAGCUGUUCUACAGUUGUAUAGAGUUCCCUGCUUUGCUGGUGCUUGAAACUUGUUAAAAUGUAACUCUUUUAUUAUCACCUUAAUUGUGCAUUUUGCUGGAGAAAAACAAAUAUGGCGUGUGUAUUGAAAAAUACUGUCUUACUUUGUUUACUAAAUGCAAAAAGUUACGACAUUUUUCCAUUCAUUCCUAGGUAUAGACCUAGGGUAGAUAGUGAGUUAAUAAAAUGCACAGUAGGAUAUAUUCGUAUUUUACAAAAUUAUGGGACCCAAAGUAUUACUUACAUGGUUCUCUCGAAGACUUACAGCGUAUGGAAGAUUGUGUUUGUGUGUGUGUGCUAUUUUAAGCAUCAUCUGGCAACAAACUUGAUAGCCUUUAUGGUGUGAUAGAUUUAAACGAACUAUAGUACUGUUUUGAACGCGUUUAUGUAAAAGUAUUGGAUGAAAUACUUUAAUUUUCAACCUAUGUUUUGAUCUUCCUUAAACAUUUUGUUCAGUAAUAAGUCUAAGACUUCCUGUUUGUGUUUCUUUUUUGUCAGACAUGAUCAUUUCCAUUGUUAGUUUAUUACAGAGACAUGUGUAGGUUUAUUACCUUGUAGUAUGGUAGUUUAAAUCACUUAUCACUGAACGACAUGUACAGAAUACUGCAAGUUGUCACGGCAGCCUGAAAUAGGGGUAAUUGCAUAAAGAAGCACUUGACCAUUUUUUGCGCCGAGAUGAUGAAAUAUACAAAAUUGUGUUAACUUUACCUGUUUUCUUCAUUGAAAAAGAGCUGUGUUUACAUUAAUUCGUGCACCAUCUGCGUUAAAAUAUUCUAGACCCAAGAAUUUUUUUUGUUCUUUUUCUCAAUAGUUUUUAUAUUGCUGCAUGGUGACUAAAGUUGAAAAGCAUCAAACUAAAGCUUUUUAACUUUGCAGAAUGUUGUAGAAAUUUAUAAAGAAUAUUAAUUUUUGUGCAGGAACGCAUUUUUAAUUAUGAAAGAGAUUUAUUAGCAUUUCACUGAUUUUCAGGCAAUAAAUGAGCCGCGCCAUUAGAAAACCAACAUAGUGGGUUUGCGACCAGCAUGGAUCCAGACCAGACUGCGCAGAUGUGCAGGCUGGUCUGGAUCCAUGCUGGUCGUAAACCCACUAUGUUGGUUUUCUCAUGGCGCAGCUCAAAUCAUUGUUUUAUGGUCAGUUAGUUUACAGUGCAUUUAGAAGUAAUCUGUUACAUGAUUAGGCAUAAAUUAUCUCACGUGAGUCAACAGCUCUUUGCGAGUUACUUUUUAUGGUGCGUAAUACUCAGGUGUCUGAAUUAUUCUCAAAAGUCCCCACCUGGAAUGGAUGUAAUUACUUAUUUCCAGGCCUAUUGCAGGUUUCAUAUUUACCUCCCGAGCAUCCGCAUUCAUCGCUUAAGCAUUGUAGUCCACCCUGCUAACCACUGCACCACAGUCUCUCAGUGAAAUUACUAAGUUGAAUUUCUGUUGAACAUCUCUGUAGCUUAUUUAUAGCAAUCUUCCGGGUUUGAUAAAUUAGGUGACAGCUAUGAGAACAUGCAGAUGUGAACGACAAAAUCAUUCCCAGUUCAAUAGCGCCAUAGCUUGCAUGAUUUAUGAAUGGAGCAAACAUAGUCCCAUAAUUGAUAACCUCAUUUUCAAAUCAGGAAAAACAACAUUGAACUUGAGGGGAAUCCUUCUGUUGAUACAUUUUAAAUAAUUCAUUGUUACAUUAAUAAUAUAUACAACUUUAUUGAGUUAUAUCAUUAGUAUACAAAUUGCUUUUAAUUGUUAUCCAGUUGCAUAAUUAUAGAUAUUUGUUGAGUGCUAAGGUUUGUUAAGAAUUAAAUAUAGAAAUUUUAAGAAUUGUAUAUAAAUUCCAAAACUUCCAGUGCUACAAACAAUUUUUGGGUAAGAAAUAGAAUGUACAUGUAUGUUUUUCUUCUUGUCAACUGAGGAAUUGAAUUUUCAUAUUUUUGUUAAAAUAUGAAGUUUUAUCAUGGCAUCAUUUAAUGGUCAGUGGCCUUACUCAUGUUGUUAAGAACUUGCAGAAUCAUAGCUGGUUGUAUUCUUGACCAUUAUGACGGCUUAUAUUGUCACUCUGUUUUAGAUUUGUGAGCUCCAUUUUUUUGUGAAUAGCAGUGCAGGGUGAACCCAUGGUAAAAAUUACCUGAUCUUAGUACAUGACUUAUUUCUUUCUGUUUGCAAGAGAAUAUUUGUAUUUUUAUCACAUUAAGGUACUGCUCAUUCUUGCUUAAGUUCUAACUAUGACUUUUGUAAAAUGUCAACCAUGACUGUAGUUCCAUGUUAAAUAUCACUUUUUUAAUGAGAGCAAAUAAAUUGUAGAUUUUGAAAAUGUUGUUUAAGUAAUCAUAAUUUUAAUUAAUAGUUUGGUUUUCAUCUAUUCCAUCCUUGUUUAUGCCACUUCAUGACAUUUUGAGAUUUAUGAUUUGCAUUUGAAACAUUGUGAUAUGUAAGAAUGUUUAUUGGUUUGUACACAUAAGGCCACAUAAUGAUUAGCAGCAUUUUUGAUUUAAUUAUGUACUCUCAGUAUGUGAUUUUGACAUUCUCAGAAAAAAACUUGUUUUGUCCAAAGAAUGCUGAACUAUCAUACAGGAUUAUGUAAUUGCAUGAAAAUUGCUAAUUGUCAUUUUCGCAUCCACUACCUUAAGUGUCUGUUAACCCUUACCCUGCUAAAUUUCUAUAAUGAACUUGUCCAUCGUUCAGUUUGGACAGUCCCAUUAACUGUUAAAAGGGGUGAUUACCAAAAAGGUACUGACUGAAUGGCGAACCGUGCAGAUCAUGAUCAGACUGCAUGAAUGUGCAGGCUGAUCAUGAUCUACAUUGGUCACAAAGGCAGAAUCAAUCAUGUCCAGCAUGAUAAGGGUUAACAUAUCAGACCUGCUUUAUAGUACAGCAAGGUUAGUACAGAGUUUUAAAUUUUAUUUCCAUUGUCUUCAUUUUCUCAUGAAAUUAGCAUAAAUUUGUGUAUUAUUAGAAACAAAGAGAAUUCUGUCAGAUUUCGAAAUGUAUUUCUAUAUUUUGACUCUUGAACACUGCCUUCAAUACAUUCUUGUGGAGGAUCAAACAGUUUAGUUGUAGUGUUGCUUGAAACAUCUUCAUGUAGACUCGUUUUAUGGAAUUUUGUUCUUUCAGGAAGUAUUUUUCCAGAUUGACAUAAAAUGUAUUUAUUGGUCAAUAAAAUGAUUUAAUUGUAAAUAUAUACUAAUACUGACUUUUAGAGGAUUUGAGUGGUUUUGCUAAAAGUGCGUAAUUAGUUUUAGAUGGCAGUUGUAAAUUUUGAGGGUUGAAUGGAAAACUGUGGUAACUUGUUCUUUAAACUCAGUGUGUUACAACAGUUUUUUGUUCAGCUUAGUUGCUGGUUUUUCCUUUGUUGAAAGAAAUGUUAAUCAGACAAUUGAGGCAUUUAUUGUAUAUGAAAUGCAGAAUUUUUAUCUCAGUAAUGAAGUUGUUCAGAAUGUUGUAAACAUGUACCAAAAUAGAACUAGAUGCAAGUGUGUGUUUUGAAUAGCGACUUAUUCUAAAGAUUUUAAAGAAAAUUCAGUAAGAAGAGUUAUUCAGUGUUUCAUCAUUGUUCUGAAAAACUGUAAAGUAGCUGUGGUCUAUCUUGAAAAACUAAUUUGCCAGUUUUGGCUGUGUAGAGACAUUCAGGAUGUACUGUGCUGCAUAGCGAGCGGUUUUUGUCGAUUUCCUGCUGAACAUAGAUGUUCAAGACAUUGUACAGAAUUUUUUCUUGUUUAAGCAUUAUUAAUUUUUGAUAAACUUUAGUCAGCAUGUGUUAUGUGUUUGUUCAGUGGUGAAUGUAGUAUUGUUGUCACUUGUAUAUUUUUUUUUGUUCAUUGAUUAACGUGGACAUGUUGUAAACCAAAGGAUCUGCAAUUUAUUUAUACCAGUAACUGUUUAAGUGGAAAAGUUAGUGACAUGGAAAUGUUUGUUAGUUUCAUGAAUUCAGUAACAUUGAGAAAAUAUAAGUACGCAUAAAUUUACAUGUCUAUUCUGACAUGUCAUAAUCAAGACCACUUUUACAGUUAAAUUGUAGUUACAGUUGACAAGAAUAUCUUCAGAAGUCAAAUCAGUGUGUACAAAAUGUAUCAAAAUCCUUAAUUAUUACUCCCUCAAAAGUUGCUGAUAUUUUCAUAUACUCCCUGUGUUACUCAUAAUUGUAUUCAGAUGUUAAAAGUAAGAUUUCAGGUCAGUUUGUUGAUACCAUACAUGUUUUAUAUAUUCAAGAAGUCUUUAUGUCAGAUUUUUGUAUAUUAAUUUUACAAAGAUUUUGUAAAACAUGUAAAAAGCACAUGACACCUGCAAUCACUUACAGUGACAUUGACACACAUUUUUAUUUCCUUAUCAAAAGAGAUGCAAAGAGGUUUUCUUGCAUGCCAAACAGGAUUUUCCCAUAUUUUCCAGUCAUGGAAUAUCUCUGGUAUGUAAGGUGGCUCUUGUGCUGUAAUUUAUAAAUGAAUGUAUAAAGAGCGAGGUGUAUUAUGUGAACACCCGUGGUGGACGGUGGGGUCGUCCAAAGCAUGUCUGCUCUCUUAAGUCGAACAGUAUCCAUCUGAUCUUCACCAAACAUGCUGACAAUGUUUAUGGGCAUCUUGGCCAAGUUCGAUAACCACCCAAAUUGCCCCAGGCACUCUUGGAUUAUGGACUUUGAAUUACUCGAAAAACUACCAAUUUAGCCUUGUCCGGUCUCGAACAGUUUUCAUCCGAUCUUCACCAAACAUGCUGACAAUGUUUGUAGGCAUAAUAUCUCGGUCAGGUUCGAUAACCACCCAAAUUGCCCCUGGCACUCUCGGAUAAUUGCCCUUGAAUUACUUGAAAACGUGCAAAUUUAGCCUUGUCCGCUCUCUAAGUCGAACAGUUUUCAUCCGACAGGCGUAUUUUGUGACAGUGGCACUCUUGUAUUAUUUUUUUCUUCUGUUAUUUGAAGAAUAUGGUAUGGAAGAAAAAGAAUCUCACCGGUUGUAGGUGUGGAUGGAAAUGUCCAGUUUUCGGGUAACUGUUUUUGUGGUAGCACGGCAGGGCCUCAUUACUGCCUCAAACAGUUAUCCUCAAGUCAGAUAAUUAUUUUUACACCUUCAACCAGUGAGAGAUUCUUGUAUUCCUUUGUAGUUAGAGGUUCAAAAUCAGGAAGCUCCACUUUCACAAUUUGAGUAUUUUCAUCUGCAUAUCUUGUAGAAGUUAAAGCCAGUGUUAAAUAUCAAUAAAACUGUAUUUGAAUGUUCAUUUUGUAUAUCAUUUCUAAGGUGUCUCCUGGCAAAACUUCCCUCCCAGGGAUAUUUUGAAAAAAAAAAAUCCUACAUCAGGAACUUUUACCAAAGGCCACUUUUUCUAAACACAUCUGAUUUUUUAACAAGUUUUGAGUGGAUGGCAUUUUUCCAGAUGAGUGUGUGUAAGUCACCUUUAUCCUUUAUAAUGCAACAAAAUAUUGUUGGCUUAAUUAUAGAAGAAAUUUGUACAGAGUUUAAGUAUGUUGAUGUUCCUAUAUUUUAUAAACAAUAUUUCUGCCAGUGGUAGGAUAUUGACGUUUAGUGAAAGCAGUUAACAGUUUUUACUAUAGAUGAAUUUAUUUGUGCAAUAUUCUAGACUGGACAUAUUCAGCAAUUAUAAGGUUACUUGUUUUUUGCACAUGUUCAAACAUAUAUACUAAAAAGAGCACUAAAAUUUUGAUUUUAUUUUAAUUGUGUAACUUCUAGAAAAUGAUAUCUUUAUUGCCACUAUGUGUUGUAUUUCUGUUCACUACACACUGAAUGCUAGUUGCAGUUUAUGCUGUGUAUUUCAGCAUGCCAUGCUGACUGUUGCGUGUUCAGCAAGGCGUACUGACUGCUGCAUGUUUCAGCAUGCUGUGCUGACUCCUGCAUGUUCAGCAAGGCGUACCGACUGCUGCAUGUUCAGCAAGGCAUACUGACUGCUGCAUGUUUCAGCAUGCUGUGCUGACUCCUGCAUGUUCAGCAAGGCGUACCGACUGCUGCAUGUUCAGCAAGGCGUACUGACUGCUGCAUGUUUCAGCAUGCUGUGCUGACUCCUGCAUGUUCAGCAAGGCGUACCGACUGCUGCAUGUUCAGCAAGGCGUACUGACUCCUGCAUGAUUUAGAACUAUUGCCACAUGUUUUAGGAGGCUGUUUGCUACAUGUUUGAGCAUUUUCUUUUCUUCCACUAUAAAUGAAAUGCAAGUGUUUGUUGUUAUUAAGUAUUUGUGAUUGAUAAACAGACAUGUUCUAAGGUCUUGUGAGCUUCAGUAGUAUGAAGUCUGCAGUUUGUAGUCGUAAUAAAACUUCUUUUUUUCAAUCAAACAUAUUCUAAGACCAGAAACAUGAAGUCAUGCGUUCCCUGAAAAAGUAAGAGUGAAAGGUUGUAAAUAUAUAUCAUUUUCUGCCAGAAAUAGAGUAUGAAAAACUGUUGUAAUAUAUAAGAAUGUCUUUGUAAUACUUUACUACUUUUUUCAAAAAGAAAUCUUUCCAUAGAGUUUUGUUUGUAUUUUAUUGUUUUGAAAAAGCAGUUGUUCUUCUAGAUUUGUUAUUGUAUUUAAAGGGGCAUACCUGCAGGUGUACAUAAAAUUUCAAUUUUUGUAACAUAUAGAAACAUAUCCAAAAUUAUAGCUUAAAUCUUCAAAAAAAUGCUCUGGUUUGAUUUACUUAUAACCUUUUCUACACAUUUUACAAGAGUUCUUAUAAAUAAAUACUGCCCAGAAACUCUCACCUUACUGAGUUGAAAGGUAUUACUAAUUUUGAAAAAAAAUGACUUGAAUUUUGAGACAUGCUCCUUUAAACUGCUCGCAUCAUGACAAUGUCAUGUUGAAUUUUGUAUCCCUCAAUGGAAAUGUUGAGUUAAAUAUGAAUCAUGCAUUUUGUAGGCCAGAGUCAGAAUAAACAAAUUUAUUUAAUGGAGACCUAUUUCAGUAUUACUCGAAAAAAAUAAAAAAAAAGUAGAAGAAAUUUAAAGGAUGUAAGAUACUAUAGCCUGGAGAUCCAGUGUAACAUUUUUUUUUACCUUUUUAAUUAGAAAAAAGAUAAUACUACUAGAAAGAAUACUGGGACUGAUCACCACUGCUAAUGUUACCAGUUUAGCGGCUUUGUUAAUGUAAAAAUAUAGAAUAUGUUUUGUAUGGACAGGGCCAUUGCCGACAACCUCCCGAGGCUAGUAUAGUCAGCAGAAACCCAAUCAUGCAUUUUUGAAACAGUGUUUUUGUAGUUGUACGAUUUCUUGUUUAUUUACUCGACAUUCACACUAUUUGAAUAAAUUUCAUUAUUUUACACUUUGUUUUACUAUCUAAAAGCAGGCAAUGAUGUAUAAAGGUAGUUCUGCAAAGAAACUGUUUUCUACAAAGUACAGUUUCAGAUAUUGUCCUGAUACUUGCUACAGAUCCUUGUAUCAGUAAUAAAUGAAUCAUUAUUGUUUAUCAAUGGUUGUUUUUCAUCAGUUUCUGCCCUGUUAUACUUUAAACUUGGCAGAAACAUUGCAAAAUGGUACAAAUUACUCUUGUGUUAUCAUUAUAUUUUACUCAGUCUUUAUCAUAGACUCCCUGUUAUGUAACUACUUAGUAAUAUUAUCUACAUUGAAGAAAUAUUGUUUUUAGCUGAAGAGAGAUGAUAUUUAAAAGUGACACCACACAAAAGAAACAUUUCAUUUCAGUGUAGGGCAGUUCUUAAAAUUGUACCCUCUCAUUUUGAUCCUGCCAUUUUCUUUGUUGAUAAAUAUUGUGUAUUAUGAUUGCAUGAACUAAUAUUUUCUGUCAAAUAAAUCUUAUCAUUCUUAGAAAG